Camellia sinensis is the source of this 2265-nucleotide messenger RNA. The record is from RefSeq and is a predicted model, not a curated record. Lineage: Eukaryota; Viridiplantae; Streptophyta; Magnoliopsida; Ericales; Theaceae.
AUGACUGGCUUAUCUUCCAGAGUAAUUUUUGGAGCCCAGGGGAUAUCAUUCUUUUUAGACCCCGAGGUGGUCGCAGAAGAUGACCUCGGCUUUUUCGAUUUUAGGGACUCUGAUGGCUGGGCUUCAGAGCGCCUCUUCCCAGAUAAUUUGCAAUCUGAUAAUAUUUGUCUAUCUUUCUCAUUGCCUGGACAUCUUAAUUGUACGUUGGACAACAAUGAAGAGUUAGAUUUGUUGUUGGCAUUAGUUGUGCAUUUUGAUUCAAAAUGUAUUGAUGUUGUUGUGAGAGUAAAAGACUCAACCAUUGACUGUGGUUAUCUCAACAAAAGAUUGGAUUAUGAAGAAAGAGAGUCAAUGUUGGAUCUUGAAGUUUGUGAUAUUGCAUUGUCUCAUGACAGCAGUAAGUUUGUGAACUUGUCAAACAGAGCAUCUACAUCUUCCAAAAGGAAUUCGAGGUUAGAGGUUGAAGAAGAGGUUGAUAUGUUAUCAUCAUUUUGUCGACACAAGAAAAAAAUACUGUUGUCUGCUGGUUGGGCAGUUAGUAUUACACAUGUAGGACAGAAAUUUGAAGGUGGAAUUGUUGAAUUUCGUAAUGCAUUGUCGAAGUUUUCUAUUGAGUGUGGAUUUGAGUUCACAUUUGUUCAGAAUGAUAAAGUUUGUGUUAUCGUACAAUAUUUGUUUAGAGAGACAAAAGGUUGUAUGUGGAAUGUUCAUGGUAGAGUGGAGAAUGCUAAUGGGUUCUUUUAUAUAAGGAAGUUGAACAAUGUCCACACAUGUGGUGCUGAAGUACGCACGAUGAAUCAUUCUCGUAUGAGUUCUGAUUUAGUUACUGAUUUGAUUGUUGAAGGUGUUCGUGAUAAUCCAUUGACACGUCCAGUUCAUGUUGUUCGGGAUUUUAAGUUGGGGUAUGGACUGAGAGUUAGUUAUCGUCAAGCUUGGUUGGGGGUAGAGAAAGUAAAAGGUGAGAUUUUUGGAGACUACUUAAUGUCAUUUGACCAGUUAAGAUGGUAUGUGGAUGUUGCAAAGAGUUGCAAUCUAGGGAGUUACAUUGAGUUUGAGUGUGACGAUACUACUAAACGGUUUAAGAGAUUAUUUGUUUCUUUUCAUGGUUCCGUUAGUGGAUUUGAUUAUUGUCGACCUCUCUUCUUCCUUGAUGGCACAUUUUUGAAGGGAAGAUUUAGAGGAAAUUUACUUGCUGCUACAGGAAAAGAUGGAAAUCAAGGGUUCUUUCCUGUUUGUUUUGCAGUUGUUGGCUCAGAGAAUCAAGAUAACUGGAGUUGGUUUUUGGAGCAUUUGAGUAGAAUUGUUUCACCAGAACGAAAUAUUACAUUUGUGUCAGAUCAUAACCUUGGAUUAGCUGAAGUGUUGCCAAAGGUUUUCCCAAUGACUUUUCAUGCUUAUUGUUUAUAUCAUUUGAAGAUGAACUUGAGGCAUCAUUUGUGUGGUAUGUUUCAUGGAUUGAAAGAAAAGCUGAUCACUCUGUUUGGGAAAUGUGCAUAUGCUCCAACUGAAGAAACAUUUUAUCAAUGUUUGGUUGAGUUAAAGAUUGAAGGUGGGUCAAGAUUUAAAAAGUUUUUAGAUGACAUACCAUAUGAUCAUUGGAGUAAUGCAUAUUUUCGAGGGCAACGCUUUGGAGAGAUGUGGUCAAAUGUAACUGAAUCUUUCAAUUCGUGGAUACGAAAGGAAUGCCACUUGCCUAUCACAAAGUUGAUUGAUAGUGUAAGAAUUAAGUUGAUGAGGAAAAUUGCUAAGAGGAGGGAACUUGUUAAUAAAUGGAAUGGUUUGAUAUGCCUUAAAAUGGAGUCCAAGUUGCAUGAUAGUUUUAAUACUUCAAGGCCAUGGAUUGUUAGUUCAUCUGGAAAUGAUGUCUAUGAGGUGCAUUCACAUCCAUCUGUUUCAGUUGACAUUAGUAGACGAAUAUGUUCUUGUAGCGAGUGGCAGUUGAAAGGGUUUCCAUGUGCACAUGUAGUUGGUGCUAUACAAAAGAGUGGACAUGAUUUGAGUUUAUUUGUUGAUCAAUACUUCUAUGUUCAAAGUUAUCGAGAGUCCUAUUCUUUUCCCAUAUAUCAUGUUCCUUUAAUUUGGAAACCCGAUUGUAAUGUUGAUGGUGAUAGUGAAGUUGUUCUUCCUCCUUUGUCUAAGAAGCAACCAGGAAGGCCAAAUAAGAAGAGGAUUCGUUCGAAUGGUGAGAAAGUAAAGCAAAUUACUUGUAGUAGAUGUGGGAAGGUUGGCAAUCACAAUAAGAAAUCGUGUAAGGAGGCUUUGUGA